This is a messenger RNA of Gadus chalcogrammus (walleye pollock), 3910 nucleotides long. RefSeq names its product steroid 17-alpha-hydroxylase/17,20 lyase (gene cyp17a1). Gene Ontology annotation, molecular function: steroid 17-alpha-monooxygenase activity; iron ion binding; heme binding. The transcript has 8 exons. The coding region runs from base 114 to 1631 and encodes 505 amino acids. The record is from RefSeq and is a predicted model, not a curated record. Gene Ontology annotation, biological process: progesterone metabolic process; hormone biosynthetic process. Lineage: Eukaryota; Metazoa; Chordata; Actinopteri; Gadiformes; Gadidae.
CAUCCCUGUCUAAAGUCAUUCUGCAGCAUUUCCUUCACCACGAUUAUUGGCCUAGAUUAAAUAAAAAUAACAAUUUGAACACUGAAUCAUAUUUCUACAUCAGUGUCGUCAACAUGGCCUUGCUUAUAUUCCUUUUCGUGUUCUUGGUUGUUCUGAUAGCUUUGUUGCUGCUUGUGAAGCUGACAGGAUCGUCGAAGGGCCACGGGGGACCCCCACACCUGCCGGCGCUCCCGAUCAUCGGCAGUCUGCUCAGCCUGCGCAGUGACAGCCCGCCACACAUCCUCUUCCAGAGUCUGCAGGAGAAAUACGGACCGACGUAUUCUCUAAUGAUGGGCGCGCAUAAACUGAUCCUGGUCAACCACCACGUGCACGCCAAGGAGGUUUUACUGAAGAAGGGGAAGAUAUUCGCCGGGAGACCCCGAAGUGUCACCACAGAUGUACUGACCAGGGACGGGAAAGACAUAGCGUUCGGGGACUACGGUCCCACCUGGAGGUUCCAUCGGAAGAUCGUGCACGGAGCCCUGUGCAUGUUCGGGGAGGGCUCAGCCUCCAUCGAGAAGAUCGUUUGCCAGGAGUCGCAGUCUCUGUGCACCGCCGUAUCCGAGGCGGCCUUGCGCGAUCUGCCGCUGGACCUAGCACCGGAGCUCACGCGGGCGGUCACCAACGUGAUCUGCGCGCUCUGCUUCAACUCCUCGUACCGCCGGGGCGACCCGGAGUUCCAGUCCAUGCUGGGCUACAGCCAGGGCAUCGUGGACACCGUGGCCAAGGACAGCCUGGUGGAUAUCUUCCCCUGCUUGCAGAUCUUUCCCAACGCGGACCUGCGCCUUCUCAAGGACUGUGUAGCGGCCAGAGACAGUCUUCUGCAGAAGAAAUAUGAUGAACACAAAGCCGACUACAGCGACCACGUGCAGAGGGACCUGCUGGACGCCCUGCUGCGGGCCAAGCGCAGCGCGGAGAACCACAACCUGACGGAGGCCGUAGGGCUGAGCGACGACCACGUGCUCAUGACUGUCGGCGACAUCUUUGGCGCCGGCGUGGAAACCACGACGACCGUGCUCAAAUGGGCCGUCGCCUACCUCAUCCAUUACCCACAGGUGCAGAAGCGUAUACAGGAGGAGCUGGACAGCAGGGUGGGCCGUGACCGGACCCCCCAGAUCAAAGACAGGGGGAGUCUGCCUUACCUGGAAGCCACCAUCCGGGAGGUGCUGCGGAUCCGCCCCGUCGCCCCCCUGCUCAUCCCCCACGUGGCCCUCGCUGACACCAGUAUCGGAAACUUUGCUGUAAGCAAAGGUGACCGGGUCAUUAUUAACCUGUGGUCACUGCACCAUGACGAAAAGGAGUGGAAAAAUCCAGAAAUCUUUGACCCAGGUCGUUUCCUGGACGCAGAGGGCUCGGGUGUGGCGCUCCCUUCUCCCAGCUACCUGCCGUUCGGUGCGGGCGUGCGGGUGUGUCUCGGGGAGAGCCUGGCCAAGAUGGAGCUCUUCCUCUUCCUGUCGUGGACGCUGCAGCGUUUUACCUUCUCCGUGCCGGCGGGCCGGCCGCUGCCAAGCCUGGAGGGGAAGUUUGGGGUAGUUCUGCAGCCGGCCAAGUACGAAGUCCACGCCACACUGCGAGCGGGAUGGGAGUCCUGAUAGCCAGCGAGGUGGCGACCACACACUGGGGUUACCUGGUGUCGGGUUUGAUAUCAGGAUUGUUCUGGGCGACUCAGUAAAAAGGGGCUGGGAACCAUUCGUAACCGUUGUAGGCUCAGUAUCAUGAAAAGAGGGUCCAUUUCGAUUACGUUUGAGUUUUUCACCAAAAUCAUCGCAAACAUUUUGGCUAAGCUAUGGUUAAGCAUUAAGAUAUGCAUGGCGACUUGAGUCCGAGGAUCUUCACAGACGUGUGGACGGAGGCGUAUAAACCUGCCUUUAUUGGAGUGUGCUGCGCUUCCUUUCAGUUCCGUCCGCUGUUUGAUGAGAAGUAUAUCAUUCUUACGUUUUGAUACGAAAAAACGCCACACAAUUUAGCCAUGGCAUAUCGAGUGGCAAAUAACAGUUGAAGGGUGCAUCAUUGUGCAGCGUAGUCUCCGAAUCACUAGUAAAUUGUGGGACUUGUUCAGAUUCUAAACUCUUGAAUGCUAAUAUGUUGUAGAUACAUUUUCUAAUAAUCAGGCGUUACACAAUUAUCGGUCAAUAACAUCAUUUAAUCAUUUAUACAAUCCCCAAAACAAUAAACAUAAGGAAAAAAAAAAGGAGAAAUUUAGUAAUUCAUUACACAGAUAACAAAAUGAGCUUAAAGACAGAAAAACACCUGGCACCAGCAACUAUAAGGCUUUUUGGUGCUAAAAGUAGAAAAGUGCUGAUUUUGGAGAGUAAAAAGUUAACAAAUCAGUUAAAGAGGAACAUUGUAAUCAGUGCAGUGUUGCGCUUUAAAUGGCAGCCUUCCAACAAUUGAACUUCAUUUAAGAACUAUAACUAACUUGAAAAACCGAAAUGAGAAAGUACUCUCAGUUCAAAUGUAUGCAUUUAUAGGCAUUAAUAACAUUAUUGAUGUUUGAACCAAGCAUAAUUUCAAGUCUGAAAAAUAAACGUAUUAUGAGCUUUACAAUUGCUGGUUAUUGAUGUUAGUUACGUACGAGUACAAUGAGUUGUAGAUGACAUGUACAAUACAUAUUCUUACAAAAAUAGUGAUGGCCUACAUUGUUUUGAAAAUCAGGCAGAAUUUAGACAUGAAUGUAUACUCUCAUGAUACGCAGAAAAUAUGUUAAACUUGCUUCUUUCUAUUCUUAGCAGGCCAAUAAUGUUCAAUGUCCUUUUUAAUAUUUAUUUUUAAUGCAUCAGACAUUGAACCACAUAAUUAUCCAUGUAUUACUUGUGUAACUAUAAUGACAAAAAAAAAGAUUUCUGUACAAUAUUAUGAAAUCAAACAUAAACAUCGAUGUUCAUACAUGUAUUUUGUGAUAUUUAUGCCCGACUCUGUCUCCUGAAUGUUUAAAAAAGUACAGUGUGAUAAAAAGGCCUGUUACAGUUCCGUAUUGCGAUCGUUUAUAUUUUUCUGAUAAGAAGCUACAUUUGCAUAUCCCAGACCUAAGGCAGUGACCAUGAUGACCAGCAUUCAACCUGUAAGACCAACUUGGUUAACAUGCCAACAAUUUAGCAAGCAAACCUCAGAAAAGCUAGCCAACAGUUAACUUCAAACUGUUGACCCAGGACUUCAAACUGUUAAGGGAAUUAAUAUAUUGCUAAACUAAUUUCUCUGACUACUUUACGGAUUUUUUCAAACAAAUUUACAUCAUGUUUGUAAUGCCAUUACUUAAGGUUGACAACAUACUCUCCCUGGUGGCCGACAUCAGAAUUACAUUAAACGUUUCACUAGAUUAGGUGCGAGUGAGCUAGAUAAACACGUCCCAGACGCCACCAUCACACCCAGCUCUAUACAGAAGGCUACCACAGCGCAGUGAAGGCGUUAGUUUUACAGUUCAUGAGAAAUAACAAAUGAUACACGUUAAUGGGCUACACAGGCAUACUGGCCAGUAGUGAACGUGGCAGGAUGAACAAAAGGUGGAAAAGAUUCACCAGUGGACAGAUUCAUAGUCAGUAGAAGCUAUGAACAGACAGGAAAAAUCAUUUGCUUCCUAGAUAUUCACAAAUACAAAUUCGUAUUGCCUGUGACUACUAUACUAUAGUAGUUGUUUAAUUGCAUAGACUUUAAACCCUCAUUAAAAAAGUUAAUUUAUUCUACGAUAGGAAGUUGCUCUACAACAGGGAGUAAUUUAUUCUACAGGAGGUAGUUGUUCUGCAACAGGAAGUGGGGAGGAGCCAGCCUGAGCUGUGCUUGCAGCGUUUGUGUUGGCUAACACAGAUUGUCCUGUGCCUUAAGCCUUACCAACAAAACAACUACAAAAUAAAUCAUUGAAACAAAUCUAGAACAU